CACACUUAUUGAGAACUAGUUACAGACAAAAUGUUUUGUUUGAUAUUCAUAUUGAUAGCUCAGAGCAUACAGUGUGAAGCAGGACGUCGGAUAUUUCAAGGUCGGGACGUUGUUCUGGGAGAGUUUCCAUACGUCGCCAACUGGGGAACUCUGAUAAAAGAUGCCAAGAAAACGAAAUUCGAUCCUUAUUGCACAUGCAGCAUCAUUUCGCCUACGUGGGCAAUAUCGGCUGCACACUGCAUGGAAAAACCACCCCUUUUGACGGGAAAUUAUAUCAACUACGCCUCUCAUGUACCAUCAGAUUUAGGAAAGUUCGCUGCAGUACUCCAGGCGAUUGCACAUCCUAACUAUGACUUCGACAACGAAUAUGCAUUUUUGAAGAACGAUAUUUGUCUCAUACGCACUAAACGGAUUCAAAUAGAGACAUAUGCCGUACUCAGCGCUGUUGAUUAUCUUAGUCUGAUCGGUCAAGAAGUAUACGUAGCUGGUUACGGAGCGACAAACGAUUCUUCAGAAGUGGAUUUAACGAUUUUCGUAAAUAAGCCAUUGCAAGUAUUCAAGGGUAUGGUUAUUAAGUGCCUUGAAAGAAAAGCAGAUGCGACUUUCAGUUCCGUUUGUUUUUCAUCACCAUGUGGCUCCCUGGCCAUGAUCUGUGGAGGAGAUUCCGGUGGACCCGUGAUACAUACAUCUGGGAUCGUUGCAGUUAAUUCUUGGAGCCGGAACGAUUGUGAAUUUUUAAUUAAUUUGAAGAAUAUUCAUAAACAUUCCUUAGCUCGAGCCGCGUCUGGCGUCGGUUCACCUGUCAGCGCAGUACUCGACUGGAUCUCACACACAAUCGCGAAUACAGUUUGA
This is a messenger RNA of Colias croceus (clouded yellow), 852 nucleotides long. Its product is annotated as trypsin-3-like. The transcript has a single exon. Bases 31 to 852 code for a protein of 273 amino acids. The record is from RefSeq and is a predicted model, not a curated record. NCBI's taxonomy places the organism in Eukaryota, Metazoa, Arthropoda, Insecta, Lepidoptera, Pieridae. Gene Ontology annotation, biological process: proteolysis. Gene Ontology annotation, molecular function: serine-type endopeptidase activity.